This is a messenger RNA of Ooceraea biroi (clonal raider ant), 893 nucleotides long. RefSeq names its product proteasome beta6 subunit (gene Prosbeta6). Lineage: Eukaryota; Metazoa; Arthropoda; Insecta; Hymenoptera; Formicidae. Gene Ontology annotation, cellular component: proteasome core complex; nucleus; cytoplasm. The record is from RefSeq and is a predicted model, not a curated record.
UUCAGCUGGAAAUUGUAGCGUCAUUCAGUUUCGUCUGACACAGUGAUUGCAUUGGCAGGAUUUGACAGGAUAGUAGGUUUUCAGCGAGAAAUACAAUAAUGGCAUUACUAGCAAGCAACGGAAAAGGACAUUUACCCGAUUAUGAGGUACAGGGAGCAAGAAAAGUGAGCUUUAGUCCGUAUUCUGACAACGGAGGGAGCGUAGUGGCUCUAGCAGGAGAUGAUUUCUGCGUCAUAGCCGCAGAUACGCGUCUCAGUACAGGAUUUUCAAUUUACACUCGACACCAGGAUAAAUUGUUCUCCCUGUCGAAAUCUACCAUCCUAGGAUGCUGUGGUUGCUGGUGCGACACCUUGACUUUAACUCGUCUCUUGUCUGCUCGCAUGCAGAUGUACAAACAUGAACACCAAAAGGAGAUGACAACUCCGGCGACAGCACAGAUGCUCUCAAUAAUGCUGUAUCACAAAAGAUUCUUCCCUUACUACGUCAGCAAUAUACUCGCCGGAUUGGAUGAAAAUGGGAAAGGCUGUAUAUACAGCUAUGAUCCAAUUGGUCAUUGUGAAAGAACUACGUAUAGGGCAGGUGGUUCCGCUGGUGCACUUCUGCAACCACUUCUCGAUAAUCAGAUUGGCUACAAGAAUCAGGAAGGCGUCACUCCCGCACCCUUGACUCUAGAAAAAGCUGUGGCAGUUCUGAAGGAUGUUUUUACCUCCGCGGCUGAGAGAGACAUAUACACCGGCGAUGGAAUAACCAUUAAAAUUAUCACGAAAGAUGGAACAGAAGAAACCAAUUUCGAGCUGAGAAAGGACUAGCGGAUGUGUGCAAAGGCAUUUAUUAUUCUGUCAUUCAUUGUAUUAUGAUGUAUGCGAAAAUAAAGUUAUUUGAAUAUUUAAAAA